Drosophila bipectinata is the source of this 4238-nucleotide messenger RNA. RefSeq names its product sodium-dependent transporter bedraggled (gene bdg). Gene Ontology annotation, biological process: sodium ion transmembrane transport. Lineage: Eukaryota; Metazoa; Arthropoda; Insecta; Diptera; Drosophilidae. Gene Ontology annotation, cellular component: plasma membrane. The record is from RefSeq and is a predicted model, not a curated record.
UAUUCCAUUUUGUACUUCUAGCACGAUCCCAUCUCAUCCCCAACUCUGCCGGCGUUUGCUUUGCCAAUUUUGAAUCAACAGCUGCCGUUGGAAAUGCCCCAAGAUGUCCAGUAAGGAGCAGCUAGCAGCAGGCCGUGACUUCAAGAGGAACUCCAACGCCUACGCCAGUCUGCCGGCCACAGGCUCGUUGUCUGGAACCCCGGGAAAGCCCCGCAGCCGACAACAGCAGCUAGAAUCCGAGCAGUAUGGGCUCUCGCGCAGCUUGUCCAGCGAGUCGCUCCGGCAGGCCUGCACCUACUACGAGGACGACCUGAGUGACGAGGAUCUCAUCGAGAUUCGACAGACGCCGCAGAGCUUCCAUCAUCCGCUGGCAAAGGCCCAUCUGCACAUGCAACCCAUAAGCUUUAGGAUGGGCGAUGGGCAGGGAAAUACGGAUGAGACCAGUGCCUUUUGCGGCAGCCAGGAGAUGCAGCCGGUGUCACUGAGCACGCCCAUCAAGCAGGCCGCAGAAACAGAUGAAGCUCUCUGUGUGCUCAGCGAACUGGACGCCAUCCUAGAUGGGCACGAUGUCUCCCAACUGUUCGGAACUGGUUCGUCCUCCGGCAGCGACGACGACAAAGUGGAGGACUACCUCAUGGAUCUGGACAAUUAUCUGGAAGAAAUGGAUAAUGCUCUGAGCCGCGAGGAGUCGCUUAUAAUCAUGGACAGGAGCUGCAGCAAAACAGAGCCAAGAACCAGGACGCUGCCUAUGAGCAUGAAACAUAAAUCGAAUAAGAAACGCGGGGCCAACUUAGAAGCCACAUCGCAAGAGGAUUUCCAAAAGGAGCCCCAAAUAAAGAAAUCCUAUAGCUGUUCUUUAAGGGGCACGAGUCAACCAGCUUCUUCCAGUUCUAUCUUGGAGCCAGUAUCUGAGCCCAUAAGGGACGUAUGGCGGCGUCAGUCCAUGCGACGCGCCAUUGAGCACGAGGAAGAGGCCACCAAGACCACGAACAGCGAGGCAACGGAAGACGACCUGCCCACCUUACUGGUGGAGCUUCCACUGCGGCGGGAAGAAGCCGAAAUGCGACGCUGCUACUCCCAGAGCGAUUGUCAGGGUACGCCAGCCCAAGCCUCCAAUGGUUCUCAGAUGUUGACGGACGCCCACAUCUUUGACAACCUGCUGCAGGUGACGACAGCCCGAGCCUCCAGCGAGGAAGCACGUCCCCGCCAGUACGGCCGGCGCUUGGAGGGCCCACCCACGCCGGUCCGAUCCCUGGUUAUAGCCCAGAAUCGACCACAGAGUGCUCCGAACCGAGUGCCGGCCAGAGAGCGGCCGCCGCCACUGCAGGAAACACCAACGCACGCCUGUUCGGAAAUAAGUUCUGCGAGGUCUUCGCGAAUGCACAGCCCCGUGUCUCUUCCCUCGGACAGCAGCAGCAGUGGGAGCAGCUCUGCAGACCAAGACCAGGAACAGGAUGACCCGGUACAGACCACGACCAUAUGCAGCGCCACCAGCACCACGCCUCUGGAGCCAAUGCAGCACCCCCUCCAACUGCACGUCCGCGAAAAGUUCGGCUUCAACAGCCAGUGGCCACAUGCCGGAAGUCGGACCAUGGCGCUGAUUGGUUGCACCUUGGGAGUCUUCAAUCUCUGCCGCUUUGCCGUGCUGACCAUCAACUUUGGUGGCAACUUCUUGCUUCAGUUCCUAUUACUAUCCGUGAUCUUCGGCAUCCCAAUCCUCUGGCUCCAAAUGUGCUUGGGUGCCAAGAUUCGAGCAGGUCCUGUUUCCAUGUGGAAAAUAAGUCCAAUAUGCGCCGGCGUUGGCAUCGCCCUGGUAAUGGUCCAGUGCUUCUUGGCCUUGUACUCGACCGUGUCGUUGGCUUGGAUCUUGGUCUACUUGCGGGACGUUUUUCCAACAGCUUCGCGUUCGAACUAUCGCUGGCAGGAGCUGGCCUUUCCCUAUCGCUACGAUGCAUCGAAUUUUACCGGGAAUCUCACCCAGACCGUCGCCGAGUACUUCAAUGUGGUGGUGCUGCAACGGCUCCAUUUGACCAAGCAUCCGGAUGCAGGUGGCAUGCGUUUCCAUGUCAACGAUCGGCAGCUAGCUUUCUACUUGGCCCUGAUCUGGACAGCAGUUUUUCUCAUACUCUGCAAGGGAUUGAAGUCCUUCGGCAAGCUGUCCUACCUUAUCUACAGCCUGCCUCUGAUAACCCUUGCCGUGGUGACUGCAAAGUUUGCUUACGUCGUGGAUCCCAGAAGCUUACAGAAUGUCUUCGCUGCCAGUAACUUUGAUGACUUUAUAGUGAACUCCAACAGCUGGGCAGCGGCCACCCAGGAGACCUUCCUCACUUGGGGAUUGCUGGGAGCUUCGGUCAUUGCCAUAACCAGCAGAAGUCAUGCCAAUGCCGGCAAAGGAGCCUUGAGAAGAGAUGCCAUCAUCCUAGUUCUCAUAACCUUUCUGGGUCUGGGACUAAUGGCUAUUCUGGCUUUAUGCUGUGUCCAGAUUUUAUGGCAGCAUGGAUACGUUUAUGUGCCUGGAUCCUUCGAAAACGCAGAUUGCUAUACGUCCAUCUAUUCCCUGCAGGCGCACACUAAUCCUAACCUGCUCUCCUAUCCGCCUGCUUUGAUGCCGCACUACUCAUCCUUCAUUGGCGAGACUUACCGUAGGAACCUUACUGUGAUCCACGUAGAGAGUGGCUUCCAGGCCCUGCGCUUUAUAUCGGAGAUCUUUCCCGCCGUGCUCUCCCUGGCAAGCGAUAGUGUCUCGUGGGUUUGGGCAGCCGUUUCCUUUGGUUGCUUUGCCGGAUUCGGCCUCGCGCAACUCUGUGUGAUGUGGAAACCCAUUUCGAGUGCUUUGGGCAACUCUACCAGUUCCGUGCUCCUGAGCUGCGUGACUGGACUUCUACUCAGUAUUCCCUUUGCCACGGAAAUGGGGAUUUCCAUUUUGUACUACGUGGACUUUCUGCUGGGCGGCUCGUGGUUUAUUCCUAUUAUCUGGACAGCUCAGAUAUUUGGAGUGUUCCUGAUACGAGGACGUCCAUACAACGGCGAUGACCUGGUCAACGACCUGAGACUGUGCGGCUCUAUGUCAGCCUUUCUGGCUCUGUCCUGGAACGUUCUACUGCCCAUUGGCCUGAUUACGCUUUCUGUAAUUGAUUACAAAGCCUCGCUCUCCAACCAGUUCUACUAUUGGCGUGGAAAAUCCUACUUCUCCUACUGGUCAAGGAAAAUGGGAAGCCUCAUCCAGAUUGGAGUGCUGCUUGUUAUCCCUGUGACGGCCAUUAUUCAAAUCUACCGAUACCUGAGCAAGGGUCCCCCGGAUAUACUAGAGCGUAUUCAGCUCCUAUAUCGGCCUCCAGAAGAGGGCGAAGAGACUCGUCGCCCGUCAGCGCGUCAAAGCGAUAUUCAGGGACGGCGGAAUGCUAUGGGCCAGACAGCCGAUGGGGCGCCGCUCGAUGCUCAACACGAUGCUCCUCCCAAGUAUACACCACCUCCGUCCUACACCACAGCCACUGGGGCGAGACUGGCCAAACUUCUACGGCAGAGCAUUCGGCGUAGCGUACGCAGGGUGCUUGGCGACUCCAGUCGUACUCGUCCUGUCCUGUCCAUCGAUGCGGAAUCUGCGUCACCCGUGUCACCGCCGGACUACCUGACCAUACUAACGAAUCCAGCGGGCAGCAGCUCGAAUGCGGAUCCUUCAACAGCGUCUAGUAGUAGUCCCGUGUCUAUAGAAAUCGGAUUGCGGCCGGCUAGUUACGCACAACGCUCGCAAUCGCUUGGCAGAAAGCUCCAUCGCUCGGAGACAUUAAACGAAGAGCGCCGUCCCUACACGGCAGAAGAUGUGGUGACCAUUUUGCGUUCUUCAGUGCGACAUCGUCAGGCGUCUAGAGCCGCGGGGGAAACCGCCAGCACCUUGCCACGUCCUCCCACAGCAGCCUCCAUGUCCAUUCAUAUGGAGGAUGUUUCAUUCCGCUCCAUUGAAAAUCUCGUACUGAAUGCCGAACCACUGGAUAGGACGCCAGGAGUGGAACUGGAUGUGGAAGAAGAGGCUGGGCAGGCGGACGAGUGUGCGCAAAAUAAUACAUCUGUGAUUUAACUGACUAAUAUCGUAGCGUAACUCUCUUGCGAAUUGCAUAUCCACUUGCUUUUUUAGACUUGAUUAGCCCUAGGUAUAUACAGAAUAUUAGCAAUACUUUUUAUUUACGCGAAUAAUAACAAGAGUAAUUAGUUGGUAUCGUCCGAAGACAUACUUUUUUAUC